AUGCUAUGUCUCUCUGGCUAUUUUUUGCGUUGCCUUGACAAGACAAUUGUCGAAUUGGAAGAUGUCUCGACAACGAACGGACAAGUUGUGCUCCGAUUUUGGCUUCAGGCGGCCUCCAAUUCUUCGUGCGCAUAUCAAACAGUCGGGCAGAGUUUUGGUGUUUCUAUCACGUCAAAGAGGCGUCCUUACAGACACGACAUGCGCAUUGGAGGCAUCGGAAACGAUAAACCUCCAUCCAAUGUGCAAACAAAAUGA
Messenger RNA from Protopolystoma xenopodis, 255 nucleotides. Lineage: Eukaryota; Metazoa; Platyhelminthes; Monogenea; Polystomatidea; Polystomatidae. The record is from the annotation of a GenBank genome assembly.